Molecule: messenger RNA, 1926 nt
Organism: Rubroshorea leprosula
Lineage: Eukaryota; Viridiplantae; Streptophyta; Magnoliopsida; Malvales; Dipterocarpaceae
Source: the annotation of a GenBank genome assembly
GGUUGCUUUGUUGGCACUGAUGAGCAUUUUGGUGAAGAAAGUUGUGAGUUGUCUAAAAGCACUGAUAAGGUUUCUAGGCUGCCCUUCCAACUAAUACAGGAUGCAGUGAAUAGACUUGAUGAGGAAGACAACCCAAUGAGAGAACCAAUAAUAUUGGCGCUAGACUGUGAUGUACAGAUGCUUCCAUGGGAGAGCAUACCAACAUUGAGAAACCAGGAGGUAUACCGCAUGCCUUCUGUUGGCAGCAUCUCUGUAAUGCUUGACAGAAUCUGUCUUUAUCAAGAACAAGUUGAUAAGAAGGUUGCUGCUUUUCGUUUGAUAGAUCCCAUGGAUGCCUUUUUUCUGUUAAAUCCCAGUCGUGAUUUCAGCAAUACACAAGGUGAAUUUGAGAAAUGGUUUAAGGAUCAAAACUUUGAGGGAAGGGCUGGGUCAGUCCCCACAACUGAAGAGCUGGCUAGAGCCUUAAAAAGCCAUGAUCUGUUUUUAUAUUUUGACCAUGGAUGUGGAUCACAAUACAUUCCUCGACAUGAGAUUCAGAAACUGGACAAUUGUGCUGCUGCUCUUCUCAUGGGUUGCAGCAGUGGUACCUUGUCACUGAAUGGAUGCUAUAUUCCACAUGGAACUCCACUGUCAUAUCUAUUGGCUGGUUCACCUGUUGUCGUUGCCAACUUGUGGGAAGUGACAGACAAAGACAUUGACCGAUUUGCAAAGGCCCUGCUUGAUGCCUGGUUGAGAGCAAGAUCAGAUAUUGCAAAUCCAUCCCGAUGCAAUGUACUUCUGAAAGAAUUUGAGGGAAUGCACAAAAGGGGCCAUAAGCGGAAUUCCCGGAGGGUUCCAUUGAAGGAAUUACCAGAAACUCCUAAUGAUUCAAGUAAGAAUACUUUUGAUCACAGACCCAAGAUAGGAUCCUUCAUGGGUCAAGGUCGUAAAGCUUGUACACUCCCUUUCUUGAUUGGGGCUUCUCCAGUGUGUUAUGGUGUCCCAACUGGUAUAUGGAGAAAGAAAGACUUUGGUGAUCUCAGCAGUACGCAAGUUGAAUUUGAGAAAUGGUUUAAGGAUCAAAACUUUGAGGGAAGGGCUGGGUCGGUCCCCACAACUGAAGAACUGGCUACAGCCUUAAAAAGCCAUGAUCUCUUUUUAUAUUUUGGCCAUGGAAGUGGAUCACAAUACAUUCCUCGACAUGAGAUUCAGAAACUGGACAAUUGUGCUGCUACUCUUCUCAUGGGUUGCAGCAGUGGUACAUUGUCACUGAAUGGAUGCUAUAUUCCACAAGGUACUCCACUGUCAUAUCUAUUGGCUGGUUCACCUGUUAUUGUGGCCAACUUGUGGGAAGUGACAGACAAAGACAUUGACCGAUUUGCAAAGGCCAUGCUUGAUGCCUGGUUGAGAGCAAGAUCAGAUAUUGCAAAUCCAUCCCAAUGCAAUGUACUUCUGAAAGAAUUUGAGGGAAUGCACAUAAGUGGCCGUAAGGGGAAUUCCAAGAAGAGGGUUCCAUUGAAGGAAUUACCAGAAACUCAUAAUGAUUCAAGUAAGAAUACUUUUGAUCACAGACCAAAGAUAGGAUCCUUCAUGGGUCAAGCUCGUGAAGCUUGUACACUCCCUUUCUUGAUUGGGGCUUCUCCAGUGUGUUAUGGUGUCCCAACUGGUAUAUGGAGAAAGAAAGACUUGUAGCAUCAACUGGAAACGGUCUAUCCUCAAAGGUUACGUGUAUAUGUUGCAAAUGAGAAUUUAACAAGAAUGUGAUUUUUUGGUAUUGGGAGAGGGGAUUUGAAUUUUAAACAAGUAGUCUAACACUUUAGGUUGGUGAACAUCAACUGUGUGUAACUCAGAGUGCAACAAGAAUGUAUUUUUUUUUCUUUAUUAAACAGCAAAUAUACUGCAUGAUACUGCUUCUUCAAUUUUUGUAAAUAAAAUUAAACAAAAAGC